This is a messenger RNA of Lobosporangium transversale, 978 nucleotides long. RefSeq lists its product as hypothetical. The coding region runs from base 135 to 926 and encodes 263 amino acids. The transcript has 2 exons. Lineage: Eukaryota; Fungi; Mortierellomycota; Mortierellomycetes; Mortierellales; Mortierellaceae. The record is from RefSeq and is a predicted model, not a curated record.
AGUAAGCUCACUAAUAUAUUUGUUUAUUAUCCACUAGGCUAGUGGUUAAUGGCUAAUGGCAAUUGAUAACGUCUGUAUUUUUUCCCUGUAGUUCAUUUUCGUUGUGGCCCAAAAAGCUCUUGAUAACGGGUCAGAUGCCUGCAAAGACUUCUGAGUUACAAAAAUUAGCGGAGACGCACAGCUUACCGAUCAUUCACAUUUAUCCAGCAGCAGGAAGCUCAAUGGAAAACAGUUCUAUUUUUGAUGUACUGCUCAAGAACUUGGGUCUUAAGAAGGCUGUUGCAACUGUCCGGUUCCCACAAAUUGGGCCGAAUGCUGGGUUGGUUCUGAUCUACAACGAAAAGCGACUCAGCUUAGUCGGACUGCUUUUCUUGAAAGUACCCAUCCCGAACCUGACAGUAGGAAUGCCGGCUACUCUUCAACAACAGCAGCAGCAGCUCCAACAGUUACAACAAGGUGUUGUGAACUCCCCUAACCUCAUGUCGCCGGCAAACCCGAUCGGUGCAAUCAGUCCAGAGCAGCAGCAGUUCUUGAUGCAGGCGCAACUCAUACAGCAGCAAAGGAAUAGGAUCUUACAGCAACAAGCCCAACAAGCUCAGCAACAGCAGCAACAGCAGCAACAACUUGCUUUUCAGCACCAACAAGCUUCGUCGCAAGCUGGACCAGUAAAUAUCAACAAUAGCCCGAUUCAGACAAUGGGAAUACCAGGUCAAACAGCAGGAACCCCCAACAUGAUGCAAGGUCUUCCAGGAGCACCAUUCGGAUCACCACUUACAUUUCAGCAACGAUUUCAACUGCAGCAGCAGCAUCAGCAAUUGCUUCAACAGCAACAGAUGCUUCACCAGCAGCAGCAACAGCAGCAACAGCAACAACAGCAACAGCAACAACAACUUCAGCCUCAUUUACAGGAUCCAAGUCAAGGUUGAAAGAAAUGCUAUGCAUAGACUAUUGUACCAUAGACAUCAUUAUAAUAAAUAC